AUGGCUAUGCAAGUUCUAGGAGUGAGACAAGUUAGUGGCCUUGGGAAAUAUCUGGGGCUCCCGGAGCUGUUUGGCAGGAAGAAGCGCGAUAUGUUUAACACCAUAGUGGAUAAGAUAAAGCAACGUUCACGAAGCUGGUCUAAUAGGUCACUCUCCACUGCGGGGAAGACUACCAUGUUGAAAUAUGUUCUUGCUUCAAUGCCUACUUACGCUAUAUCCUGCUUUAAGUUACCAGGGUCCCUGUGUAAGCGUAUCCAAUCGGCCCUUACUCGGUUCUGGUGGGAUGAAUCUGAAGAGAAAAGGAAAAUGUGUUGGUUAGCCUGGUCAAAGAUGACAACUCAUAAGAAGAAUGGAGGGCUAGGAUUUCGAGAUAUAUCAGAUUUCAACGAUGCACUUCUAGCAAAGAAUGUGAAGUCCCUUCAUCAGCCUUCCAUGGCUAGAAAGGCAUCUGCAUUGGCAGAGACUUGA
Camelina sativa (false flax) is the source of this 468-nucleotide messenger RNA. The record is from RefSeq and is a predicted model, not a curated record. NCBI's taxonomy places the organism in Eukaryota, Viridiplantae, Streptophyta, Magnoliopsida, Brassicales, Brassicaceae.